CCAGCCAGCUGUUCUGCAAGGGCAACCCAACUCCUGAGCUGGAGCUGAUGGGAGGACAGGCCUGACAUUGCUGGAAUAUCAUCUCUUCCCCCAAACACGCCAUUCCUGACAGGACACAGUCUGAUUUCUUCUUGCUCUUACGGGCAAUGCCUGCCUCUGAGUGGCCAUAGAAACUCUGGCUUCUCGAGAGAAGGGACCACCUCUUUGGUGCCGUGUUGAAGGAUGGCUGGAUCCCUCCCUGCCACCCGCUGGCUCCUAUUACUGUGUGUGGGAUUCCUGGCAGUGGCCUCGUGUGUUGGCUCAGUGGGGUCAGAGAAACUUGGAAGGAGAAGAAGCCAAGAGAAGACAUCCCAGUGGAAUGAGUAUCCCACAGGCCAGGGAAAAAGCAGCAUGCUUCUGCCAGCCUCUAACGACCCGGAACCCCUUCCUGAGCAGUCUCGCAGCAUCGACCCCCGGGACGCCUGGAUGCUCUUUAUGAAACAGUCAAAUAAAGGGGUGAACAGCAAGAAACGGGGCAAAGGCAAAUCAAAAAAAUUCAACUUUGGCCUGCCAGGCCCACCAGGUCCCCCUGGCCCUCAAGGAGCCCUAGUGACACCAGAAGAAUUGCUGAAGGACUUCCGGCUGCUGCUGAAAGAGGUGGUAAAGGAGCGGGAGAGAAUGAGCCUGAAGGCCUGUGAAGGUUGCCAGGAAGGUGAGGAAGAGGAGGAGAGAGGAGAAGAUGACAUCUUGGCACUUGUUGCUGGUCCGUUGGCAAAGACUAAGCCACAGCAUCGAGUGGAGGCAGCCUUCCACUGCCGAAUACGGAGAAACAUUUCCAUUGAACGAAGAUCCCUGCAAGAGCUUCAGAUCUAUUACAUACCUCAGAAAGAGGGGGUGUUCCAUCGAGGCCUGGGGCUGAACCUGACCAGCGGCCAAUACACAGCACCGGUUGCAGGGUAUUACACCUUCACCUCCACCUUGCACAUCGUUCAUGGAGAACAACAGAAGAAAGGGCAACAGCGUGCAAGAGAUCGCCUGCGGGUACUGAUCUGCGUUCAGUCUCUGUGUCAACAUAACAUUUCUCUGGAGACGGUGGCUGGUUUAGACAGCAGUGAACUUUUCACCAUCUCAGUCAGUGGAGUCCUGUACUUACAGGCUGGCCAGUAUGCCUCAGUUUUUGUAGAUAACGCCACUGGAUCAUCCCUCACUGUUCGAAGUGGCUCGGAUUUCAGUGCUGUUCUUCUGGGGGUGUGAAUGGUCUCAAACCAUCUACCCUUACAUGCUGUAAGCUGAAUUGGUCUCUUCGCAAGAACCACCUUAAUUCCCUCCCACCCAAGCACAGGGAGCAAAGCAUAGUGAGGUCAGGAGCAGCAGUCUCUACAAAUUCUACUUGUGCAGCCACCAGCCACCAUACUUUGCACAAGAUCUCAAGCAUCCAAAGAUGGAGAGCCGGAAAGAAAAUUGGAAGCAUGAAAAAAGGAGGACUCACUAAAUCCAUCCCCCUUUAAUUUAAUUUAUGGCCAGAUUUUGAAGCUUAUUUUACACGGACAAUUAUAAUAUGGCUGACUUCUAAAACCAGACCAACUUUUAUAAAGGAACCC
Molecule: messenger RNA, 1580 nt
Organism: Mauremys reevesii (Reeves's turtle)
Lineage: Eukaryota; Metazoa; Chordata; Testudines; Geoemydidae
Gene: ERFE
Product: erythroferrone
Exons: 8
Coding region: 223-1233 (336 amino acids)
Biological process (GO): positive regulation of D-glucose import across plasma membrane; positive regulation of insulin receptor signaling pathway; negative regulation of gluconeogenesis
Molecular function (GO): hormone activity
Source: RefSeq, a predicted model, not a curated record